Molecule: messenger RNA, 902 nt
Organism: Bolinopsis microptera
Lineage: Eukaryota; Metazoa; Ctenophora; Tentaculata; Lobata; Bolinopsidae
Exons: 10
Coding region: 6-902 (298 amino acids)
Source: RefSeq, a predicted model, not a curated record
UUUGGAUGUCUCGUGCAGAAAACCGACUUUCUGCUAUUUCAACAGACUCUUUCGACACUUCAUCAGUUGACAGUGACCAAAGUUUGUCGGAAUGGUUGGCAGAUAUCGGAUUGUCACACUUGACUAAAGUUCUCACAGACCAUGGCAUUCAUGACAUAGCUACUCUAACCAUGAUAUCAGAUGGAUAUUUAGAUGACGAACUUUCUUCCGCUCCAAGCUCCAUGCAACACGAUGCAUCAUUGAAUAGUCUACCCUUUAUACCUGACCAUGAUAAAGACAAGCUCUACUCAGCGCUGAAAGGAGCCGACCUUGACAAUCGGGAUCUAGCACCAGCCCCCAAAUCACAAGAGAUGCCCGGACAAACCAUGGACACGGAGCUGGAUGAUAUAAUGGAUCAGUUCCUGGAGAUGGAACGGGAACUGUCUGGUAUGCCUGCUGCUCUCGGAGAAUCUGACACUGUCAGACUCAGGAAGAAGGUUCCACCUACUAACUCUGCCGCCUACAGAAUGUCCAUCAUGGCGCUUGGCAACACUGAUGAGAAAGACUUAGAUUCGCUUCUAGAUGAUUUGUGUAACGAUAUGGAGGAUAUCAAUGCCUCGUUUGGUUUCAACGAUAUACCAACCCCUACCAAUCCCAAAGCUAAGAUGCAGUUUGGAUCCCUGCCAGCUCCUCUGGGUGCUAGUUCAGACAACCUGCCCCCACCUCCCACUAUAUACGAGGAGAUGGCUAGAGCUACACCCCCUCCCCCACCUGCACCUGUUGCCCCUCCAGUAGAGGUAAUGCCUCCCCCUCCUCCUGAUGACGAUCUCAGCUCUGCUCUAGCUGACUUAGAAAGCGAUCUAGGAGUACCACCACCGCUCCACCAGAACGAACACAACCUGGGCCUCCUCCCACCUCCCUAG